ACCGCAUCCACCCGGCUCAGCCCGGUACCUGCGCAGUAUUGCAACUCACCGCGCCUGACUUUCCAAAUACCUCGUCAAUCGUUUCCACUAGUUCACCGCGGGAUGGAAUCCCCCACGGCAUAACAAAUAGGAACUCUAGCAUCCCGACCAUUUGUGUCACGUCAGGGGUAGGAAAAGGAAAAAAAGAGAGAGAGAGAAAAAAAUAAAAGGUACUCGGCAUGGGCCUCGCGCACCUGCUCGUCGACCUCGCCGCCGUCGCGAGCGCGUCGCGUGCGGUGGCGAGCAAGCACGUGGCGCUGAGAGCCAGGCAGGUGGAGAGGUACAGCCGCGGGUCCGACGUUGUCGGGGCCGUCCUGGGGAGGAGGCAGAGGCAGGGUCGGGAGGGUCAGCAGCAGGCACAGAGUCCAGAACCAGCGGCAGCGGCAACGGCGGAGCAGCAACAGCAGCAGCAGCCACGACAGGAAGCCGAAGCCGGAGCCGAAGCCGGGGCAGGGAGCGGUCAAGGGGCGGAAGAAGAGCGGGCCGCGGGGGAGCCGGGGCUGCGGGUUGACGAGACGCCCGUUGCAAGGCCGGAUGCCGAGACGAGUUCUGUGUCGGCUACGGGGUCAGAGGGUAAGGUCGAGACUCGCGGCCGAGAGGGUGCAAUUGGGCAAGCGGCGGAGGGCCGGAGAGAUGAAGCGCCGCGGGCAAGCGGAGGGAGCUCCGAGUUUAAGCCUGCCCCGUGGGCGGACGGUGGCAUCGCGCUUUUAAAGCAGGGCUUUGUGCCUCCGAAGCGGCCUCCACAACUGUUGAGGAAGCCCGCGGUGGGCAUACCCGGGAUCGAUCUUAGCCAUUUCCGGACUAAAGAAGGAUCGCAGAUCCUGGAAGUUUUGAAGGAGAUGGAGGAAAAGGGGGGGGAUGAAGUUCGAAAGCCGGCCGCGUCUGUCGAUGCAACUAGCGGAUCUCUCGCGGAGAACACUGGAGGGACCGAGGAUCACGAGGGAAGAAGAGAGCAGGAAGUGACCGCGCCGCCAACAUCACAUCGGGAACGGGAACGGGCGUCUCCCCCGGCGCCAGAACAAGCCGCAGACAAACCGGUCCAAGUUGACCCUGCAAAAAGUCAAGCCGAGACGACGGAGCAUGGAGCAAGAUCGGCAGAGGAAGCUCCGGCAAGCUGGGCCCCUGAAGCCGCCGAAAAGAAACCACCUUCCCGAGAAGACGCGAGCAUCAUCUCGGACCUGGCCAAGCCAAACCCUCUCUCCUCGGGCGCUGCUGCCGCCUACCAGCUCCGCGAGUCGGCCGUUCCCUCCACCCGGAUCGGCCGGCUCUGGAACUACGGCGGCCUCGCGGCAGGCAUGUUUGCGGGCGCGAUAGGAGAGGGCCUCAGCCGGGCCAUUGGCGGCGGUGGCUCGGGCCCGGUGAUGCUCAACGCGGCCAACAUGGAGCGGCUGGUAGCCAAGCUCUCGCGGAUGCGCGGCGCCGCUCUCAAGCUCGGGCAGAUGAUGAGCUUCCAGGACGCCAAGAUGCUCCCGGCGCCUAUCCAGGAGGUCCUGCAGCGGGUCCAAGACCGCGCCGACUACAUGCCCGGCUGGCAGCGGGACCGCGUCCUGGCGGCCAACCUGGGCGAGAACUGGCGCGACCUCUUUUGCGAGUUCGAGGACAAGCCGAUCGCCGCGGCCUCCAUCGGCCAGGUCCACCGCGCGACCCUCAAGUCCAGCGGGGCCCGGGUCGCCGUCAAGAUCCAGUUCCCCGGCGUGGCCGACUCGAUCAACUCGGACCUCGACAACCUCGCCAUCCUUCUCGCCGCCACCAAGCUCCUGCCCAAGGGCCUGUACCUCGACAAGACCAUCGAAAACGCCCGGACGGAGCUGGCCUGGGAGUGCGACUACACCCGCGAGGCCGAGUGCGCCGAACGCUACCGUGACCUCCUCCUCACCCGCCCCUCUUCUUCGUCGUCUUCUUCUUCCUCGCCUCCGAAAGAGGAAUCCGUCUUCUCGGUCCCGCGCGUCUACCGCGAGGCCAGCGGCCCGCACGUGCUGACGAUGGAGUUCAUGGAGGGCACGGCCGUGACGCGGAUCGCCUCCUUCACGCAGGCGCAGCGCGACUGGAUCGGCACGCAGAUCCUGCGCCUCUGCCUGCGCGAGAUCACCGAGUUCCGCUUCAUGCAGACGGACCCCAACUGGACCAACUUCCUGUACAACGCGGGCACCGGCAAGCUGGAGCUGCUCGACUUCGGCGCCUCGCGCGAGUACCCGGACCGCUUCGUCACCCUCUACGUCCGCCUGCUCGAGGCCGCGUCGCGCGCCGACCGCGCCGCCGUCAAGCACCUGAGCGAGCAGCUCGGCUACCUGACGGGCCACGAGAGCAGGUCCAUGCUCGACGCCCACGUCACCAGCGUGCUGACCCUGGCCGAGCCCUUCCUGCGCGACGCCCCGGACGUCUACGACUUCCGCGACCAGACCAUCACCGAGCGCGUCAAGGCCCAGAUCCCCGUCAUGAUCCGCGAGCGCCUGGCCCCGCCCCCCGAGGAGACCUAUAGCCUGCACCGGAAGCUGAGCGGCGCGUUCCUCUUGUGCGCCCGUCUGGGCAGCCGGGUCAGGUGUAGGGAGCUGUUCGAGGAGGCCCUGGCCAAGACCGGGUAUAUCCAGACAUGACGGGGUUAAUUAAGGAGGAGGGGAGGGAAGGGAACCGCCCUAUCUGUUUUUUGUUAUUUGUAAUUGCAAUGUGAAUAAUACCGUGUACAUAUAUGUAUGUAUAUAUAUAUAUAUAUAUCGAACCCACCACCCUGCUGUUUCAAGUUGUAACUGUCAAAAUAGACGGAAACAUGGUUAUGUACCA
Messenger RNA from Thermothelomyces thermophilus ATCC 42464, 2817 nucleotides. RefSeq lists its product as uncharacterized. Gene Ontology annotation, biological process: ubiquinone biosynthetic process. The transcript has a single exon. NCBI's taxonomy places the organism in Eukaryota, Fungi, Ascomycota, Sordariomycetes, Sordariales, Chaetomiaceae. Gene Ontology annotation, cellular component: extrinsic component of mitochondrial inner membrane. The record is from RefSeq and is a predicted model, not a curated record. Gene Ontology annotation, molecular function: kinase activity. Bases 219 to 2633 code for a protein of 804 amino acids.